AUGACGCCGCCUCUGAUUACUCUCGAGGAGCACUGGUACUCUAAGGCUGUGUUCGACUCCUUCGACAAUGCCUUGAAGAAGGGCAUCGAAAAAUGGCCAGGAGCAGUAGAGAGACUACUGGACGCUGGUGAUCUACGCCUAAAGGAAAUGGACCUUGGCAAGGUGUCUCUGCAAAUCAUCUCGCACUGCGCCGCUGAAGAUCCCUCACCCGAAGUGUGCCGAGCUGGUAAUGACCAGCUGGCACAAGAGAUUGCAAAAUCUCAUGAAAGAUCGACUCGUUUUGCAGGCUUUGCUGUUCUGCCCAUGCGUGACCCUGAAGCCGCCGCCAAAGAGCUUGAGCGAGCUGUCAAAAAGCUUGGUUUCGUUGGUGCGUUGGUCGAUCACAAGACGGGCCAUGGCAACGGAUUCUGUGAAGGCAACGAGUACGAUGUUCUUUGGCGCAAAGCCGAGCAGCUCGCAGUGCCCAUCUAUCUCCACCCCUCCUGGCCCACGGAGAAACAAUUUCAGCAAGCCUAUGCAGGCAACUACUCGCCGACCGCCGCAGGAACUAUCGGUGGUGCCAUGUUCAACUGGCAUAGCGAAGUUGGUCACCAUGUCCUUCGAUUGUACGCUGCAGGCGUGUUUGACAAGUUUCCCAAACUCAAGAUUAUUAUCGGCCACUUUGGAGAAAUGAUUCCCUACAUGCUGGACAGGAUUCUCGAGCAGGACCAUCGUCUAGGUAAAACGGGCCGAACCUUCUCAGAGGUAUAUGAUGAGAACAUCUGGAUCACGACCUCUGGCGUGUGGAGCCUGGAUCCCAUGCGUUGCAUUCUAGCAAAUACCAAGAUUGACCAUAUCCUAUACAGCGUGGACUACCCAUUUACUAUGAAUGAAAGAGGCUUGGAGUGGUUCCAAGAGUUGGAAAAGAGUGGGUUGUUGUCGGAGGAGGACUUGGCCUUGAUCGCGUACAAGAACUGCGAAAAGCUCCUAGGCGUCAAGGCACCCACAAAGGAUUAG
Messenger RNA from Metarhizium brunneum ARSEF 3297, 996 nucleotides. It is a transcript of the gene orsB, whose product is annotated as Decarboxylase orsB. Gene Ontology annotation, cellular component: cytoplasm; cytosol. Gene Ontology annotation, molecular function: hydrolase activity; carboxy-lyase activity. Lineage: Eukaryota; Fungi; Ascomycota; Sordariomycetes; Hypocreales; Clavicipitaceae. Gene Ontology annotation, biological process: secondary metabolic process. The record is from RefSeq and is a predicted model, not a curated record.